Molecule: messenger RNA, 3419 nt
Organism: Anopheles coluzzii
Lineage: Eukaryota; Metazoa; Arthropoda; Insecta; Diptera; Culicidae
Gene: GTPBP1
Product: GTP-binding protein 1
Exons: 4
Coding region: 616-2784 (722 amino acids)
Biological process (GO): translational elongation
Molecular function (GO): GTP binding; translation elongation factor activity; GTPase activity
Source: RefSeq, a predicted model, not a curated record
ACCCACAGUGCGUAGUCAUCAUCAAUUUUUGUGGAAACGACGACGAUUGCAAACAUUGCCAAAUUCCACUUUUUCAACAGGUUUAGAGAAGAAAGUGGCUAAAAGGGGACGAAUUCGUUGCCAUCUUUGUUGUUCCACAAUUGGCGCGCUCUUGUGAUAGCAAUAUUUCGCAGCCCAUCGUACCUCAUAACCGACCGCAGCUCCAUUUAUAGAAAAGUGAAUAUGUGACGGAGCUAUAAGCAAAACAAAACAGUUUCGUUGAUUGUUUCCCUUUCGCUCCAACCACUCUGCUGCUGCAAGGUGUACACUUGCCACAUCGAACCAAGAAAAGCGAAGAUUGUUGUAUCGUACGACGAAGCAGCGCGCUUUACCAGGUCACCCUAGCUGCCGUUGCACUUCCUAUCGGACGCUACCGUACACCAAUUGUGCAAUAUCUUUCGAAGAGAUAUUUUUCUGCUCAUCCCGAGGCUUCCGCAGAUAAGCUACCCCCCCCCCCCCCCUUCCCCAUUCACUCUGGUUGUGUGGGAGAGGAAUGGAUAAAGGUGCAACCGUACGGUUAUGAACAUUUAUGACGCGCGCGCGAAUCGAUUACGAAAACAAAAACGCUAAAACAAAAUGAAACCAAGCGCAACAAAACAAGCGCCAGUGGGCGCGCUCGGUUCGGGUGCGAACAGCAGCAAACUUCCGGACGGGAUUUCAUCAUCCAACGGUACCAGCACGGGCGACCGGAAGUUCGUCGAUUACUCUAGUAUUCGCGAGAAGACGGUUCUGGUGGGGCCGACGGAGGAGCAGUUUGAUCUGCUGAUGAAACGAUUAGAAGAACGUAUUUCCGCCAGCCGUGGUGAGACGGUGUACGAGAUUGGCAUUGGGGAAGAUGGAAGCGAAAAUGGUCUCGUGCCGGAUGAUUAUGCUGCGUCCGUGGCAACGCUGGAAUCCCUGGCAGCUAUGCUUGGCGCGGACUGUGUUCCGCUGCGCACCCGAAAGGCGGAGCAGGGCAAUACCGGGCAGUACCUCAUCCGGCGGAAGGUAGAGGAGGACGAUUUCACCGAGGUGCGGGUCGCCGUCGUGGGCAAUGUGGACGCCGGAAAGUCCACCCUGCUGGGCGUGCUGACCCACGGCGAGUUGGACAAUGGCCGGGGGUUCGCGAGACAGCGGCUCUUUCGCCACAAGCACGAGAUUGAAAGUGGCCGCACCAGCUCGGUGGGAAAUGACAUCCUUGGGUUUGACAGUGUGGGCAAUGUGGUGAACAAACCGGACCAUGGCACCCUCGACUGGGUGAAGAUAUGCGAAAAGUCGGCCAAAGUCAUCACGUUCAUUGAUUUGGCAGGCCAUGAGCGGUACUUGAAGACGACCGUGUUCGGCAUGACGGGCCAUGCGCCGGAUUUCGGCAUGCUGAUGAUUGGAGCGAACUCCGGUAUCGUGGGAAUGACGAAAGAACAUCUGGGGCUGGCGUUAGCACUGUCCGUGCCGGUAUUCGUCGUCGUCACCAAGAUCGACAUGUGCCCGCCGAACAUUCUGCAGGAGAAUUUGAAGCUGCUGUACAAAAUAUUGAAAUCGCAGGGCUGCCGCAAGGUGCCGGUGAUGGUGAAAACGAGCGAUGACGUCGUGCUGAGCGCCACCAACUUCGUGUCGGAGCGGUUAUGUCCCAUCUUUCAAGUGUCGAACGUGACGGGCGAGAACCUGGACCUGCUGAAAAUGUUCCUCAACCUGCUGAACGUGCGCACCACGGGCAACGAUGCCCUGCCGACCGAGUUCCAGAUUGACGAUACAUAUGCUGUACCGGGCGUUGGAACCGUCGUGUCCGGGAUCACGCUUCAGGGGAUAGUGCGGCUAAACGAUACGCUGCUGCUCGGGCCGGACCCGUUGGGAGACUUUCAGCCGAUCACAAUCAAAAGCAUCCACCGCAAGCGCAUGGUGGUGCGCGAGGUGCGCAGCGGGCAGACGGCCAGCUUUGCGCUGAAGAAAAUCAAGCGCUCCCAGAUACGCAAGGGCAUGGUGAUGGUCAGCCAGGCGCUGAACCCGCAGGCCUGCUGGGAGUUUGACUGCGAGAUACUGGUGCUGCACCAUCCGACGACGAUCUCGAGCAAGUACGGGCGCUGGUCGGCGAUGGUACACUGUGGCAGCAUCCGGCAGACGGCGCAGAUCUUGCAAAUGUCCAAGGAAUGCCUGCGCACCGGCGACAAGGCCGUGGUGCGGUUCCGCUUCAUCAAGAAUCCCGAGUACAUGAAGCCGGGCCAGCGCAUGGUGUUCCGCGAGGGGCGCACGAAAGCGGUCGGGAACGUGAUUCAGCCGCUGUACACGCCUGGGAGCAUCCAGCAGCGCUCCAAGCCGAAUAAAAUGCAAUCGAACCGUGGUGCGAUGGUGGGCGGAAUGCAGACCGGGUCUGGGAUGACCUGUUCCGCUAACAUGCCACUAUCCAAGGGAUCCAGUGCAACGGUGGACGGGGAUGCGGCUGUUGCUACUGCUGCUGCGGGAGGCAUGGACAAUGGCACGGCCAACAGUUCGCCGACCAGCGAGUCAACGCCCGUGCUGGACAUUGGGACGGAUAAGCGCAACCACCGGCCAGCGGGCGGUGGUAAGAAGCGCAACAAUAUGGCGGGGGCCACCGGAGCAGGGCCGAGUUUACCGCCCGCAAGCGGUAAGGUGUUAUCGGCCGGUAGUUCAGGGACAGUCUCACAACAAUCGGUUGCUUCGGUGGCUGCCCCUGGAGCAUCAUCGUCGGCCGCGUCCGGUGGGGCCGCCGUCGCCGUUGACAUGAGCAAACUAUCCAUUGCUUCCAACUAGAUAAGCGUUUAGAUUUUGUUGUUGGACUGUGUGCACUGACUGACGAGUGCGGGAGCAGCAGUAAAGUGAAGUAUGAAUUACUUUUUUUUGCGGGCCUGCUCGCACAUCAGCGACCGGUGCACACCGGUUUUGGUUGAAAACCACCCUAUCAAGGAGCUCCCCCGGGUACAACUCUCUUACCACCUGUUUUGACAUCGUCGAGCUCGUCGUUUUUUUUUUUUCUUGCGAGACGCGAUGGCCAUAGCCUCUGGCAAAUGGAAAUUUGCAAUUUUAUUCUUAAUAUGCACCUCUGCGAAUGUACGUCGACAAAAACACGCACGCACUAUCGAAUCAAGUAUGUAAUGUUGUUCCCGUACGAUCAACAAUUUCUUAUUUACUAUAUUGACAUUUUCAUGCAACGGAAGAGAUCGGUUUUGAAUUGGAAUUAGUGCUAGGGGAUUAUGCGUAUUGACGCAGAGCAACAGCAUGCACUACGUACGAUAACAGUGAGCUAAAAACGAAGGAAAUUGACCCUUCCCGAAGCGAAAUGAUGAAUUGUUGCAAAUUUCAGAAUGUUAUUUUCGUUUCGCAACUGCAAUUCACAACACGAGGCGACACAUUUUCGACAAAUAAAAAUAAAUUUUAAUUACAUUGAA